This is a messenger RNA of Gavialis gangeticus (Gharial), 3499 nucleotides long. It is a transcript of the gene DLGAP3, whose product is annotated as DLG associated protein 3. Lineage: Eukaryota; Metazoa; Chordata; Crocodylia; Gavialidae. The record is from RefSeq and is a predicted model, not a curated record. Gene Ontology annotation, biological process: signaling. Gene Ontology annotation, molecular function: molecular adaptor activity. Gene Ontology annotation, cellular component: postsynaptic specialization; glutamatergic synapse. The coding region runs from base 148 to 3009 and encodes 953 amino acids. The transcript has 11 exons.
AUGGUGCUGUGUUGCCCGAGGGAGGACUCUCCCUAGAAGAGAACAGUCCCCUGGGACCAUGAGGCUUGCAUCGCAGUAGGAGCUGGGCGGUGACCCGGCAGGGACAACCCUGCAGAAUGCGGUGGCUACGCGUAGGGCUCUGACACCAUGAAGGGCUAUCAUGGGGAGCGUAGCCAGUCACAGCACUCCACGGGGCAUCCUUACCACUGCAUCCCAGAGGACUGCGAGCAGCCCAUGGACUUCAUCCGCCACGGCCAGGAAGGCAGGCCGUCAUAUCUCCUCAGCCCCAGCGAGCCUUGUUCCUUGGACCAGCAUUACUGCCCCUCUCGGAGCCCCGAGUGCCCGGGCGGGCCGAUGAGCCUAACCGAACCGCUGUCAGCCAGCAGCAGCAGCACCUUCCCUAGGAUGCACCACACGCCGCAGCAGUACGACUCGUGUGAUGAGUGCAUGGCUGCGACCCACCCCUCCAGCAAGAUCAACCGCCUCCCCCCGACCCUGCUGGACCAGUUCGAGAAGCAGCUGCCACUGCACCACGACGGCUUCCACACCCUGCAGUACCAGCGGGCCAGCACCACGGAGCAGCGGAGCGAGAGCCCCAGCCGCAUCCGCCACCUGGUCCACUCCGUCCAGAAGCUCUUUGCCAAGUCCCACUCGCUGGAGGCCCCGGCCAAGCGGGAGUACAACGGCACCAAGAUGGAGGGCCGAGGGGACGGCUACCACCAUCACCACCAUCACCAGUCCCGCCACGGCAAGCGGAGCAAGAGCAAGGACCGCAAGCUGGACUCUCGCCACCGCACCAAGAUGAUGGGCUGGUGGAGCUCCGACGACAACCUGGACAGCGACAGCAGCUACAUGGUGUCAGGCCGGCACGCCGUGGACCAGGGCACCCAGUACUGUGUGGACGCGCCCGAAAGUGCCUUCAGAGACUUGACCUUGAAGAGUCUCAAGAGCGGGGGGGAGGGCAAGUGCCUGGCCUGUGCCGGGAUGUCCAUGUCGCUGGACGGCCAGACGCUGAAGAGGAGCGCCUGGCACACCAUGACGGUCAGCCAGGCCCGGGAGGCGUACCCCAGCUCAGGAGGCAGCCAGGAGAAAACCUUGAUGCUGCAGGAGGCCAAGGCCAAAGACAGAGCCUAUCAGUACCUCCAGGUGCCGCAGAAUGAGUGGGGUGGGUACCCGACGCCGGGGAAGGACGGCGAGAUCCCCUGCCGGCGCAUGCGCAGCGGCAGCUACAUUAAGGCCAUGGGGGACGACGACAGCGGUGACUCGGAUGCCAGUGCCAAGGUGUCUCCCAAGGCAGCGUCCCGGCGGGAUAGUUACCGCCGUUCCUCCAGCGCCGACCAGGCCAGGACCAAGUUUGCAAGUAGGCACUAUUCUGAUUCAUAUAUCUGUAACUGUCCCAGCUGCUGCACGCCGCCCAGAGUGCACCCUCGGGGGCAGGGCUACGGACGCUCCUUCACCACCGGCCAGAUCAACGACGAGCUGAACCACCAGUUCGAGGCCGUCUGUGAGUCUGUCUUUGGCGAGGUGGAGUCGCAGGCUGUGGAGGCUCUGGACCUGCCCGGCUGUUUCCGCAUGCGGAGCCACAGCUACCUGCGGGCCAUCCAGGCCGGCUGCUCCCAGGAUGAUGACUGCCUUUCGCUCUUCUCCAUGUCGGCCCCCGCCGGGCCUGCCAUCACCAGCAGCAUCCUGAAGCCCAGCACCUCCUUCAGUUACAGAAAAGCUCCACCUCCCAUCCCUCCAGGAAACAAAGCCACACCUAUCAUCUCCGUCACGGCACAGAGCAGCACCGAGUCCACCCAUGAGACCUACCUGCCCACCGAGGUCGCCCGGAGCCCCUCGUGGUCCAAAGAGGCUGCGGCUCGCUGCAAUUCCAUGGAGAGCUUGGAGAGCUCCAAGGUGACGGCCAUCUCCUUAGACCUGCCUCCCGUCCAGCCCAGGGCUUCCCCCAAGCCCUCCACACUCAUUAUCAAGGCCAUCCCUGGCCGGGAAGAACUAAGGAGCUUGGCACGGCAGCGGAAAUGGCGCCCAUCCAUUGGGGUUCAGGUGGAGACCAUAUCUGACUCUGACACAGAAAGCCGGAGCCAAAGGGAAUUCCACUCCAUUGGAGUGCAGGUGGAAGAAGACAAAAGGCGGGCCCGGUUCAAGCGCUCCAACAGCGUGACAGCCGGUGUGCAGGCAGACCUGGAGCUAGAGGGCUUUGCCGGCCUUGCCGUGGCCACGGAGGACAAAGCAUUGCAGUUCGGACGGCCUUUCCAGCGGCACUCGUCGGAGCCUGAGUCCACCCGACAGUACGCGGUGUACAAGACAGUGCACACUCAGGGCCAGUGGGCCUACCGCGAGGACUACCAGAUGCAGUACGACACUGUGGAGGUGCCCCGGCGGGACUCCUGGAUCGACAGGGGCUCCCGCAGCCUCCCCGACUCCGGCAGAGCUUCCCCCUGCCACCGGGACGGAGAGUGGUUCAUUAAGCUGCUGCAGGCGGAGGUGGAGAAGAUGGAGGGCUGGUGCCAGCAGAUGGAGCGGGAAGCUGAGGACUACGACCUACCAGAGGAGAUUCUGGAGAAGAUCCGGAGUGCGGUGGGCAGUGCCCAGCUCCUGAUGUCCCAGAAGGUGCAGCAGUUCUACCGACUUUGCCAGCAGAACAUGGACCCUAACGCGUUCCCUGUGCCCACCUUCCAAGACCUGGCUGGAUUCUGGGACCUCCUGCAGCUCUCCAUUGAGGACGUCAGCAUGAAGUUUGCAGAACUUCUGCAGCUCAAGGCCAACGGGUGGAAGAUCAUUGAGCCCAAGGAGGAGAAGAAGGUCCCUCCCCCCAUACCAAAGAAGCCCCCGCGCUCCAAGGUGCACCCGGUGAAGGAGCGCUCCCUGGACUCCGUGGAUCGGCAGAGGCAGGAAGCCAGGAAGAGGCUCCUGGCAGCCAAACGAGCCGCCUCCUUCCGCCAGAACUCGGCCACGGAGAGCGCAGACAGUAUCGAGAUCUACAUCCCAGAGGCCCAGACCAGGCUGUGAAGGGAGCCCUGGCUUUUCUACCUGGACUGUACAGAGAGAGUCCAUAGCUCACUGUGAUCGCCAGGGCCCGGGCCGUGGGGAGUCCCCCCGCCCCCCUCGGGGCAGCUCCCGGCCCACUCACAGCUUCUCUAGUCUCUGUCUUAUACAAUUCAUGGAUCCGACGGCGAAUGAACACACCCCUGGUUCUGUCCCGUUCCCUCCACCUGCCCGCAUGCCUCUCCCAGCCUCCCCGCACAGGGCAGGCCUUUCCUUCCUCCCUUGCCCCCUGAAACCUCCUCUGCCUUCCUUGUGGCCUCUUUGGAGCUCUUCCUCCUCUCACUUCCCUUCUGUCCUCUCUCCAGCCCGUUCCCUUCUGUCCAUCCUCUCUUGGGAGGCCCGUCGCCUCCUUUCAGAGCUUACCACCCCACUCCCCACCAGCCCCUUCCUCACAGCCCCUUCUUGUCCCACUUUUUCCAUUAAAGGAAAAGAAGGGCCCCCCCCCCCCGUACCC